Molecule: messenger RNA, 864 nt
Organism: Daphnia pulicaria
Lineage: Eukaryota; Metazoa; Arthropoda; Branchiopoda; Diplostraca; Daphniidae
Product: cuticle protein 6-like
Exons: 6
Coding region: 127-714 (195 amino acids)
Cellular component (GO): chitin-based extracellular matrix
Molecular function (GO): structural constituent of chitin-based larval cuticle
Source: RefSeq, a predicted model, not a curated record
AAGGGAGGACAGGGAUCGAGUGAGUUCAACCAACGCGCAAGUAUAAAAAGGGCGUGAAGCGGAUGAAAUUACAUCCAGUUUCACAAUACAUUUCUUACGCUCAACCAGUCCACUCUCUCCACAAAGAUGCAGUUCUUGAUUUGCAUUGUUUUGGCGAUCGCUGCCGCUCAAGCUGUUCCUAGCCCAACGUUCGUACAGUACGGAGCUGUUCCAGUGGCCACUCAGGGAAAAUACCAUGCUCAAGACGAGCUGGGUCAGUAUUCUUUUGGCUAUCACGAACCUAACCAAGUGCGGAGUGAGACCAAGGACGCAUUUGGCAUCGUUCGCGGAUCAUACACUUACUCUAAUCCGGACGGAAGCGUCGUGACUAACAACUACAUCGCAGAUGCGAACGGAUUCCGCUCUUCCUUGGCCCCUUCUAACGGACCACUUCUGCCUCUUGUGGGAAAAGCACCCAAAGUCCCGAUUAGCCACGCUCCCAUCGCCAUUGCUGCCGCACCAAUUCCGGUAGCACCUAUUCAUGUUGCGCCGUUCACCCCGUUGGUGAAGGUUGAGAAACCGACAGUAGUGAAACAUGCUGGAGGCCACGUCGCUCCAGUUGCACCUGCUCCAUUCAGCCCAUACAGUUAUGCCUACUCGCCUUAUCCUUACCCGUCGUACCACUAUGCCCCUUAUGCUUCUCCUUACGGCUCCGUGGUAGUACGAUCUUGGUAGAACGGACAAGAAUCUGCCAUAACCAGCAUUUUAACCAUCACGAACACUUGAAUUCCAUUAAAUUCCCCCUCAAAUUAUUGCAUUCCUACCAGCGUUGACGGAAAUCUCGAGUUGCCGAGAUCGAGAAAUACACGUUUUCCAUUGAGGAAA